Molecule: messenger RNA, 1443 nt
Organism: Thlaspi arvense
Lineage: Eukaryota; Viridiplantae; Streptophyta; Magnoliopsida; Brassicales; Brassicaceae
Source: the annotation of a GenBank genome assembly
CCCAAAAGGGGCAUAAUUGGUAUUUUUGAAUCUACUUCUUCCCUGAAUUGAGGGGAGAGUCAAUCAAAUGGUGAUACAGUCCCAAGUUUUGUGAGUCUGAGCCACGAGAGAGAGAGAGAGAGAGAGAGAGGGAGAGGGAGAUCUAAUGGCGGCGUUAACGAGCGCGUUGAUAGCAAUAGCCGGAGUAAUCUUGGGAUGGAUAACGAUAGAGAUGGCUUGUAAGCCUUGUUUGGAGAAAGGCCGUGAAGCUAUCGACAGAUCUCUCAACCCCGAUUACGAUCCCGACGACCAAGACGUCGACGAUUCCUCCGCCGAUCGCGUUCCUCUCCUCCAAAAUCGUCCUCCGGAUAUCUCCGAUCCCUCCGAUGCGGAUCCCUCCACCGCGAUCAAGUCCGUCUGACUUUUUUGUCUGUAUUUACCUGAAUUCCCAUCCUUGUGUAAACCUCUCUCGUCUCCAAUAAACGAUCUUGUGUUUGUGAUUCUUCUAAAAGUUUGUCAAUUUCAGUUGAUUUGUGCUCUUUCCAUUGAAUGCUUUGUGUUUUCUUUCUUCUUCUUAUAGCUCACAAAAAAAAACCUCACCAAAAUAUCCGUUGAGAAAAAACCAAUGAAGAUCUUUUUGCUGAGUCUAGGUUCUUGUUUGUGGGAAGAAUUGUGUCUCUGGAACCUGAAUUAAGUGUAAUCGACAAAGAGCCUUGGAACGAUACAAAUCAGCUCUCUCUAGCAGCAAUGGCGCUUUCUGCAGCUUUCAAGGAGAGACUAGAUCAAAUGGAAUUCACCAGAAACCAACGGCUCCAUCUUCUCCAGGCAGAGAAAGAGCUACAAGUGAACAAAUCGCAGAUUUUAGCGUCGAAGCACGCAACUAUACAGUCCAUAGAACGCAAAUGUUUGAUGCUCGAGCAAAAGAUCGCUGCACAAAACCUCAAGAUCACGAUUCUCAGAUCAAGCAUCGAAGAUCUCGACUCCAAAUACAACUGCUCUAUACAGCAGCUGAGGACACUGAAGAGCGAGAUCCAGGAGCUGAAAGAGUUAGAUGAAGAGAGGGAGAAGUAUUACAAGCUGAAAUGCUCGGAGAUGAAGGAGUUCAUCCAAAAUGUCGAGAGGUUCAGAUCAGAGAACCGGUUCCAAGUCGAGAACCUGAGAAAUCAAAUCAAGGAGGUUAAUGCCAAGAAGAAGAAGAAGACGAUGAAGAGUAGCUUUAAAUACAGUGAGCAUGAGACAUCUUACGAAGAUGGUGAGAAAGAACUUGCUCUUCUUAGAUCAAGCAAAACUACACCAGUUCUCACUUUCUCAGUGAAGAAAAACUCUUAACAGCUUUUUAACAAUAAUUUCUUUCUCUCAUGAAAAAAAUAUGUUGUUUCUUUCUUUUUAAAGAAAUCCAAACAGAAUUUGUAUGGUCAAAUCUAAUUUUAUUUAGAUCAUAAAACAUUAGUUUCUUUAAUCAUU